AGACUACUACACAAUGUAUUGAAGAGGUCAUCCGAUGUCGGACGUCUGCCACCAUCGUCUGCCACCGUCAUCUGCCAAGUGAUCGGCUAGCUCUCACCAUCGCCUUGGAUUGUGCUGCCUGCCUUCUUUGUCAUUCAUUCAGCACGUACCUCACACGUCUGAUCGUGUAUCGUGUCCAUUCGCGGCAUUCUGAUGUCUGCUCAAUCAUUCCUGUCGGAAGGUGGACAGUAUGCUCUCCACUGAUUGCCUUGGCACGACUUCUAUUCUUGACCAAAAACUCUCUGCACGAUGGCGAUACUGUUGGCGUCGCUCUGGACUCUCAGCGUGGUGGACUUUAUGCGGAAGUCAUAUGUUUAUUCAUACAAUUUCAUGACAGUUGGGGUCUGUCACCAAUAUCCUUGCUGCAAACCAGCGCCAGUGUAUCGGAAUUAUGGUGAUUUUGCUGCCUAAGGCGCGCUUCUAACCCGGAACUUACUAAAAGGCGUAAGCCCGCAUCAACUCCGACUACAUCGCCUUCUUUUGGUUACCCAAAGCCAGAUAUCUUUAUGAGCUUCAUGCCGCUACCAUGAGACGCUCUUCAGAUAUAAAUAUGAGUAUGUUUGGAGGCAUACUGAAACUCCUCCAUGCCUUCCUUUUGCCUCUCAUCCUCUACAUCAUGAGUUCAGCUUUGCAACUUCGCCGUGCAGUCUCUGCUACAUCCAAUGACCUGCUUCCCACUAUGCGGAUGACCUCAACGAGGCAUCGUCGUCGACGUGUCUCCAGGACUAUCACCACUCUCCAAUAUCCAGAGCAUAGUGACGAGUCCCCCUUUGAUCUCCAAAUUUUCGACAUCUUCGAUGCUCCUAGUCGACUAGGAGAAUCGAGCAAAAUCCUCGCCGGCUCGCGGCCUUCGCCUUCGUCUUCAUUUUUAUCCCCAAGACCUCUCAGUUCGUCUGCACGCCGUCGCGCCUCUUCCCAUCGAAUCGAUCCGCUACCUGCACCGAUAAUAUUUGACGGACCUGCCCAACCGAGACAUAUUGCUAUGAUGUCGUAUCGGGUUGGACGAACUCGACCAUCGUCGACUGACGCCUCACACACAUCGCGAACCGUUCCAUUGUUACCUGAACCGGUUAUCUUUGACGGACCCUCGCAACUACGGUCUCGUAGUCGUGGGAGUUCUACAGGCAACGGCUCACGAUCGGAUUCAUCGUCACCGACGCUGAUGCUUCUCCUUGGCGCAGCAGGCGCGGUAGUUUUUGCUGGAUGUGCUGGGCAUGAUCCAUUGCAAUUACAGGGAAGAAUCUCGUCAAAGUGAUGGUCCUUGGUUAGUUCGGUUGUGGUUGACUAUGGAAUAUCAAGGAAUAUGUGUAGAAUUAGAUGCCAGCUUAUGUAGCUCUAUCUGUGAUUUGGGCUUGAAUAUCGGAAACGAGUAC
This is a messenger RNA of Somion occarium, 1412 nucleotides long. Lineage: Eukaryota; Fungi; Basidiomycota; Agaricomycetes; Polyporales; Cerrenaceae. The record is from the annotation of a GenBank genome assembly.